Molecule: messenger RNA, 1194 nt
Organism: Meloidogyne enterolobii
Lineage: Eukaryota; Metazoa; Nematoda; Chromadorea; Rhabditida; Meloidogynidae
Source: the annotation of a GenBank genome assembly
UUAAUCUAAAAUUCGAAAAAUUUCAGUAUGUUCGGCUUUGAUAUAGCCGGCACUUCUGUUCAGUUCACCACUCAGAAUUUGUUUCGUUCUAUUGUAAUUUUAUUUCCUCCUGCACCAGAAGUUUGUUCUCGGAUUUGUCGACAGGGAUUUGAAGAUGCACUUCGUUUCCUGACCAAAAAUCAUCUCGUUCCAUGUAUUGAAUGUUUAACAGUCCAAUCAAACGCAAUUCCAGUUCCAUCAACCCCAACACAAAAUAUAAUUACCAAAAAAUCUUUACCAACACCAACAACUGAACCUUUUCUAAAAAGUAAUAGAAUAAGAAUUUUGCAAAAGCAACGGGCUAAUAGUGCUAGUCCUGUUAAUAGAAGAAGAUCAAAUGGUUGUGAAUUAUGUCUUGGACCGUUAGGACGUAUUGCCUCCUCUAGUUUUUCGUCUAUCCCGUUGCCGUCAGUAGUCCAGAAAACUCUAACCGAUAUGGAAACUCGAAGUGCUGCUGGCUUACUUAGUUGGCUGCGACGUUGGCGUUUGAUUAGGUGGUGGUUAAGGUUAAUCCUUCCUCCAAUUAUGUUGCCAUUUGAAUUAAUGCAAUUUGCAUUGAGAAAACUUCGUGCACGAAUUAAAAAAAGUAUUUUGGCCCCAACAGAAGCUAUCCUUCUCCGUUUCCAACACUUGAUAGAUUUUAUUCUCCAACAAAUUGAGAAUAAAUAUAUUGCCCCCUCUGCUGUAAUAGCUGUUGGUUCCCCUUCAUUAAUACAAAUUACGGAAUCACAAAAAAUAAAUGAAAUUAAAAAUGAGAGAAAGAAGUCUAUAGCUUCUUUACAAAGAAAAAUUUCUGCUUCAAUAGAACCUUUAGAUUUGGCAAUUGAUAAUUAUAAAAAUGUUGAUAGAGGAAAUAAAAAGGUUAUUGAAGAGGAUGAGGUAGAGAAUGGAACUGGAAAUGUAUUGCAAAAAUUGCUCAAAAUCUGUCAAAUUUUCGAUACUAGUUCAAAACAUUUACACGAACAACAAAACCACCAUUGCCCUAACGGUAUUAUAAGCUCACAUUCAAAAUAUGAAGGGUCUUUGUUUGAUACAGAGGAACAAAAAGGAGGAGAAGAUUCGGGACUUUCCUUAGCUGAAGAUGAAGUUUGUGAAGAUGAUAAUGAAAAGAGAAAAAUACAAAUUUAUUUAAAAAAGAAUAAAAAACGGAUUUAA